This is a messenger RNA of Lodderomyces oxycetoniae, 3849 nucleotides long. RefSeq names its product chitin synthase (gene CHS3). Gene Ontology annotation, molecular function: chitin synthase activity. Lineage: Eukaryota; Fungi; Ascomycota; Pichiomycetes; Serinales; Debaryomycetaceae. Gene Ontology annotation, cellular component: cell septum; cell periphery. Bases 1 to 3849 code for a protein of 1282 amino acids. The transcript has a single exon. The record is from RefSeq and is a predicted model, not a curated record.
AUGUCCUAUGGUAGAGGUACUAGUCCCAAUAGAGGUUAUAUGGAGUUUGAUCCUGAAUCAGGAGAUAAUCUAAGUAGGAAACGAUCACUCGUUAGACCAGAAAGAUCAAGGAUAGAUCCUAAUCAUCCAAGGUUCCACUAUACGCAAGUAGCUAACCAAGAGUCGGAUCAUAUCAAAGUACAAGUUUCCUCAAAUGCAAUACAUCCUCCUCCUCGUGGCUCAAACGAUUUGACCAGAUCAAGGUCCCAUUUGAGCCCUUAUUCCUCGCAGAGAUCAGACUCUCAACAUCUGCAACUGCAACUGCAACUGCAACUGCAACUGCAACUGCAACGCCGCCACCACCACCACCAACAGCAGCUGCGUCACCCGCUACGUCAACAACAUGGCCCCCUCGGCACUGACGUUGCCCCGCCUUCUCCACUCGAUGACGAAAAUGAAGGAAUACCUCUUAUGGAUAUUCACAACUCAUCGCCAGGAACAAGCUUCAACAACAAUAAAACAAACUUGAAAGGUGGUAGAGAAGUAUACGGAUUGAACGAUGAAGUUGGCGGCGAAUUCGGUAGAACUCCACUGAGAAGCAAGGUCAUUUCGAACGGGUUGCCGAGACCACAAGUUCAAGGAUCGAAAUCCCGUAAAAAGAAAGCUGGUAAAAAGCACGAUAUUUAUUUUUGGAAAGUAUAUUGUUACGCUGUGACAUUUUGGGCUCCUUCACCAUUAUUGAAAUUGUUUGGACUUCCUACAAAAGAUCGUCAGUUUGCUUGGAGAGAAAAAAUGGGAUUGAUCUCAUGUAUAUUGUACAUUGGUGCCCUUGUUGCUUAUUUGACUUUUGGUUUUACGAAAACAGUAUGCUCUUCAGAAAAAUUGAGAACAAGAAUAAAUGAAGUUAGUACCUCAAGCUUGAUCAUUAAUGGAAGAUCUUUUGAUUUGUCUUCUUCAAAACAUCCAGCGGCUGCAGGGAUUGGCGCGGGUUCUAAUGUCUUGUAUCCUCCUAUCAAUGCCGGUGGUAAAGAUGCUUCGUUUUUGUUCCAAAAUGUAAAUGGUAAUUGCAAGGGUUUGAUUUUGCCAAAGGAAGGUUGUACUAUACCGUUUAAUGAAAAUAACGAGUUAGCCUGGUAUAUGCCGUGUCGUUUUUUUGAUCAAGAUGGCUCUAACGAAGUUAACAACACUCAGGUGUAUUAUAAUGGAUGGGCUUGUCAUACAAGUGAAGUGGCACGUAGAGCUUAUUAUGGGCUUAAAGUAUCAGGUGAUGUUUAUUUCACUUGGGAUGAUAUUAGAAACUCGUCAAGAAAUUUGGUUGUUUAUUCAGGAACUGUUUUGGAUUUGAAUUUGAUAAAUUGGAUCCAGAAUGAAGAUGUAACUUAUCCCGAAUUGUUUGACAGAUUACGCGAUGAUCCAACGUUCCAUGGUUUGGAUAUAUCCAUGGUUUUAACUAGUCCAAGUGAACGUCAAGCGGCUAGGUGUUUGACUGAAAUUAUAAAAGUUGGUGUUAUUGAUUCAGAUACCAUUGGUUGUAUCGCUUCGCAAAUUGUCUUGAUUGUUUCUUUGGUGUUUAUUUUAUCGGUUGUUGUUGUGAAGUUUAUUAUGGCUUGUUGGUUUAGAUGGGUUACUUCGAGAAAACAAGGUGCAACUGAAUAUGAUAAUAAAUCAAUGGUGGCAAGAAACAAGGCUAUCGAAAAUUGGGUUGAUAACAAUAACUCAGCAAUUGGGACUCAAAUCAAAACUGUUCCACUAAGAGCAAGAGCUAAUUACAAAUCAGCAAAAACUAACAGGCAAAGUGUUUUCCAUAGGUCACAAAAGCUUUCGCUUGGACCAAAUGCCGAUUUGUCACAAUAUUACGAUAAUCCUAGUGCGCUUUCAAAAACUUUCAAGUAUACAACAAUGUCAACACAAGCUGCGUUAUUAGGACGUAACGGAUAUGGUAAAAAGUCUCUGACAGUUUCAGGAAAGAAUGGUGGUAGUGGUGCAAAACAAUCAACUAUCUACCUCAACGAUCAAGGUUCAUCAACAGAUUUGUUGAACCGUCCCAUUUCAACUUACAAUCCAUUUGAAGCCUUUGACGAGCAAGCAGCUGUUGUUCAUGGAUUAUCCCCAGAUAUUAUCCAUCCAGACAUCGUUCCUCAACCGCCUGUUGAAUAUCAACCUUUUGGAUUUCCCUUGGCGCAUACCAUCAAUUUGGUCACUUGUUACUCCGAAGAUGCAGAUGGUAUACGUACCACUUUGGACUCUAUUGCAACUACAGAUUUUCCCAAUUCUCACAAAUUGAUUCUUGUGAUUUGUGAUGGUUUGAUUAAAGGUUCUGGUAAUGACAGAACCACUCCGGAUAUAGUUUUGGAUAUGAUGUCUGAUUUAACUGUGCCAAGAGAUGAGGUUGAACCAUAUUCAUAUGUUGCAGUUGCUCAAGGAAGCAAGCGUCAUAAUAUGGCCAAAGUUUAUGCAGGGUUUUAUGAUUAUGACGAUGGAACAGUUCCACCUGAAAAGCAACAACGUGUUCCGAUGAUUACUGUGGUCAAAUGUGGUACUCCUGAAGAAGCAAACUUGCCUAAACCAGGUAAUAGAGGUAAGCGUGAUUCACAAAUUAUUUUAAUGUCCUUUUUACAAAAAGUUGUAUUUGACGAAAGGAUGACAAGUUUAGAGUUUGAAAUGUUGCAAGCAAUUUGGAGAGUUACGGGGCUAAUGGCGGAGUUUUAUGAAAUUGUGCUUAUGGUUGAUGCAGAUACUAGAGUGUUUCCUGAUUCACUAACACAUAUGGUUGCUGAAAUGGUCAAAGAUCCUCUGGUGAUGGGGUUAUGUGGAGAAACCAAGAUUUCAAAUAAGGCGCAAUCGUGGGUUACUGCAAUUCAAGUGUUUGAGUAUUAUAUCUCGCAUCAUCAAGCAAAGGCUUUUGAAUCUAUAUUUGGUGGUGUUACUUGUUUACCGGGAUGUUUUUGUAUGUAUAGGAUUAAAGCUCCCAAAGGAUCCGAUGGGUACUGGGUUCCUAUUUUGGCCAAUCCAGAUAUUGUUGAAAGAUAUUCAGAUAAUGUGGUUGAUACAUUGCACAAGAAGAAUUUAUUACUUUUAGGUGAGGAUAGAUAUCUUUCUUCAUUGAUGUUGAGAACGUUCCCCAAGAGGAAACAGAUUUUUGUUCCUAAAGCUGCUUGUAAAACAAUUGUUCCUGAUAAGUUCAAAGUCUUGUUAUCACAGCGUCGUAGGUGGAUCAAUUCCACGGUGCACAACUUGAUGGAAUUGGUAUUGGUGAAUGAUUUAUGUGGUACGUUUUGCUUUUCGAUGCAAUUUGUUAUUUUUAUUGAAUUGGUUGGUACAUUGGUUCUUCCAGCGGCAAUUGCAUUCACGAUUUAUGUUAUUAUUUUUGCUAUUGUUUCGAAACCAACGCCAGUUAUGUCAUUGGUAUUGUUGGCUAUUAUAUUUGGAUUACCUGGAUGUCUUAUUGUUAUAACCAUUUCAUCACUAUCAUAUAUCAUAUACUUUUUCAUUUACUUGAUGGCCUUACCAAUUUGGAAUUUUGUUUUACCGUCUUAUGCAUAUUGGAAAUUUGAUGAUUUCAGUUGGGGUGAAACAAGAACUGUGGCUGGUGAGGGCAAGGGAGAUCAUGGAACUAGUGAGGGUGUAUUUGAUGCAUCAAAAAUCAAAAUGAGAAGAUGGAGAGAAUGGGAAAGAGAACGCAGAAGUGAGGAAAAUGCUAUUAUUGCUACUGCUGCUGCUGGCCAAGGUGGUCAGGGAAUUGGUACUAACCAGAGAGGAUAUUCAUCUAAUCAAAAUUUGGUUGCCCCUUCAGCCGUUUGGGAUCCUUCAAAUAAUGAAAAAAUAAUUGAUGAUUUCGAAAAUGAAGGAUCUUACUCUGAAUCUAAUUGA